Molecule: messenger RNA, 2613 nt
Organism: Chiloscyllium plagiosum (whitespotted bambooshark)
Lineage: Eukaryota; Metazoa; Chordata; Chondrichthyes; Orectolobiformes; Hemiscylliidae
Product: organic cation/carnitine transporter 2-like
Biological process (GO): transmembrane transport
Cellular component (GO): membrane
Molecular function (GO): transmembrane transporter activity
Source: RefSeq, a predicted model, not a curated record
UCAUAAAGGUUUGCAAUGCAAUUGUUUGAACAUUUAUGAGAGUAUCACUUUUUAAAUCAAGUUCAUUUUCCAGCAGAAUCAGCCACAAAAAAUGUUGAUAUGAUGCAUGAUUACUAUGGUAAAUUUUAUCUUGAAAAAUAAUUACAUUUAACUUGAGUCUCAAUUCUAUUCCCAGUACAGCUUACUUAGAGCACCAGACUGUCAGCUGCUGCUUUCAGUCACAUGCUGUAAGUGUCAUUAUAAAGUAUUGAACUUGAGUUCAUAAAGGGGUGGAGUCAUGGUUUGACAGACAAAAGAAGGAUCCAGUUAAACGUUUGCAAAAUAAGGACAUUGGAAGAACACAUGCACCCUCAGAAGCGUUUCGAAGAUUUCUGUAGACACGGAAGCACAUUUGAAACUAAAGCGCCGAUUGCUCAGGAAAGAAAUUGUUUCAGGAGUCAGAAAAAAAUGCAAAGUUAUGAUGAGGCAACUGCUUUCCUGGGAGAAUGGGGGCCAUACCAGAGGACAAUUUUCGUUUUCCUCAGUCUCACUGUUGUUCCAAAUGGAUACACAGCCCUAACUAUGGUGUUUCUAGCAGAUAUUCCUCAGCACCAUUGCCGUCUGCCUAAUUCUUCAAAUGUGACGAUUGGAGAAACUUCCUAUGUUAACCUAAGUUUGUUGAUACCUGUGGAGGAAGUGGAUGACGAACAAAUGUACAGUAAAUGCACCAGGUACAGGACACAAUUGAAAGACAGUUUAAAUGACACAAUGCCUGAAAUAGAGCCCUGUAUUGAUGGCUGGAUGUAUAACACAGACAGAUAUAUGUCGACAAUAGUCACUGAGUGGGACCUAGUGUGUGACAAUAACUGGAAAGGACCAUUUACCACAUCAAUCUUUUUCCUGGGAGUAUUGUGUGGCUCGAUUAUCUCAGGACAACUUUCAGACAGGUAUGGAAGAAAAGUUGUUCUCUUUGGAGGUAUAGCCUUACAGACAAUCUUAAACUUAAUUCAGCUGGCCUCUCAGAGUUGGGAAAUGUUCUGCGUGCUGCACUUUUUUGUUGGUGUAGGAGAUAUCGCAAGUUACAUAGCCGCUUUUGUUCUCGGAACGGAACUCCUCAGAAAAUCCGAGAGGAUUGCUUACACAGCACUUGGCGUGUGCAUAUUCUAUGCCUUCGGUUACAUGCUUCUGCCACUUUGUGCAUAUUACAUCCGAGAUUGGAGGAUGUUACUGCUCACUUUGACUCUCCCAGAGAUUCUAUAUGUCCCUCUUUGGUGGUAUAUACCUGAAUCUCCUCGAUGGUUGCUAACACAAGGUUAUGUGGAACAAGCUGAAGCUAUAUUGAAAGAUGCUGCUCGGAAAAAUGGCAUUACACAUCCUGGGGUGAUAUUUGAUACAACGUGCCAUAGUACGGAGCCUGUGGAUAGGAAUAGGCAUGAACACAAUUAUUUGGAUCUGAUUAUAACUGCCAACAUAAGGAAUGUGACAAUCCUUUCUUUCUUUAUAUGGAUGAUUAGUAACAUUGGAUACCAUGGACUAUCCCUCAAUACUCCCAAUAUGCAUGGGGAUCCCUACAUCAACUGCUUUAUCUCUGCGGCUAGUGAAAUCUUGGUAUAUGUGAUAGUCUGGUGGCUGAUGCGAGUCUCACCUCGGCGAAUCACCACUGCUUCUAUGUUCAUACUUAGUGGAGGUGUUCUCCUUCUGGUCCAGUUUGUUCCUUCAACUCUUCAAAUUAUGAUCACUGUAUUGUUGAUCAUUUGUAAAUCUGGUGCUACAGCCGUCUAUACAAUCAUCUAUAUUUUCACAUCUGAAUUGUAUCCAACUGUGGUGAGGAAUAUGGGGCUUGGGGCAUGUUCCAUGGCUUCCAGAAUUGGCAGCGUAAUCUCCCCAUAUUUUGCAUACCUUGUUACCUACAGUAAAAUAUUGGCCUUCAUGUUAUUGGGCGGUUUGAUGGUAACUGCUGGAUUAUUAAGCUUGUUGUUGCCUGAAACUCAUGGCCAGCCUCUCUCAGAGACGAUUCACCAAAUGCAACCAAUGAGCUGCUGCUAUGGCUCAGCAAAAGGGCACUGCUGUAAGCUUUCCACCUACCGAACAACUGUACAACAGAACCAUCAACCUCAAGAUGAUAUCACUUCUUCGGCCAUCUUGACAGCUGGACUGUAAUGCAAUCAGGAGUUAAUUCCCCAAAUACAGAUCAACCACAACAUUGCUCUCCAGCUGAGAGAAUGAGGGUGCAUGGAUGUCCCAAACCAUCCCUCUUUCUUAAAAAGAUUGAUUGGAUGCCACUUGUAGCUAUAAGAUAAAAACCUACUGCAACUAUAGGAACACAUUGCCAUUGGAUACUUGUACACCAGGACCUUAAUUCAGUUUAAAAACAUUGCUGCAGAAAGGAAGCGAUCUAUUACACUUUUCAACAACUUACUUGAUUCCUAUAAUUAUCUUCUAACAAACAGUAAUUUUGCUCCAUUUACUCCAUAGACUGGUGUUACUGCAAUAAACCACCUUAUGCCAUCUGAAGUAAAGGCCACCCAAGUAAAUAUAUCAAAAUGAUAAACAGGUGGAAAGGGGAGGGAAAGGUAACAUAAAAGAAAGUCUGUUUCAACUAGUAAUCUUGGUAUUAAAGUGUUCUCUCCUGUC